AUGUUAUUGGUGGAUACGGUGGAGGGAAAAAUCGAAGAGGAUCAUGACUUCAAAGCGAGGAUUUGUAUGGCCAAACCAUUCAAACAACUCACUCACAACAGAGUUUACUUGGACCAGCUCAGAAAGGAUGAUGUGGUAAGUGAAAAGAGUUAUAAUAGAUCCCCAAAGGCAAAACGGGAUCAAAGUUGAUAUUACUUUAGUCUUUGGAGAUUUGAUAGUAAAAUUCGAGCCGGGAAUUUAUAAUAAUUUUUUCCCGCCUUUUUUGGGUUAUGUAGUAACUUGUGGUUAUGAGAGUCGUGAGAAAAUAAAAUCCGAGUGUACACUUCGAAUUUUACGACGUAAAAGUGCCUGUUUGCCCAUAAAUGUCAUGGAUAAUAUACUCUGUCCUUUCCAGCUCAACCACGGCGCUAUCACCAACGAAUUUCUCAUCAAGAAGACGCUAGACAAGACCAAGAUCAUCGAAUGGGCCGGCCGGAAACAACGUGACACCCGGCUCGACCAAGACCGUCGCCUCCCUUUCUUCAGCUAUACUCCAGACAGCUUCAGCAUGAUUAUCGUCCCUAUGAUCAUCGAAAAGUAGGCGUAAUGAAGCCAAUUUGAUUAUAAAUAACAUUUCAGGAAAGAAGCCCUCGGCUCCAUGGGCAAUGACGCUGCUUUGGCUUGUAUUUCCGACUAUUCCCCGCUUCUUUACUCCUACUUCCAACAACUCUUCGCCCAAGUUACAAAUCCGCCAAUCGACCCAUUCAGAGAGCAGAUUGUCAUGUCUUUGAGAUGCCCCGUCGGCCCGGAAUCGAAUUUGUUGGACACAGGAAGCGAAUUGAAGGGACGAUUGCUUCUUGAUCAGCCAGUUUUGAGCAUUGUAGACAUGGAGAUUAUAAAGAGAACCUCGUACAGGGGAUGGAGGUCAACUGUGAUCGAUAUUUGUUACCCAGUCCGUCAUGGGCCUCAUGGACUUUUGCCAGCACUCGAUAGAAUUUGCUCGGAAGCCUGUGCCGCUGCCCUGGAUGGAUUCCAAAUCAUCAUACUGUCUGAUCGAGGAGUCAGCAAAGAUCAGAUCCCAGUUAGCGCACUGUUGGCUUUAGGCGCUGUGCAUCAAUGCUUAAUCAAACAGAGGCUUAGAAUGAAUGUAAGGAGUGUUUUUGAAGUGAUUGGGGUGACAGAAGUUGUUGUUUUGACUAGUCUCGAUUUGGCCGCCGUUUUACAUGGAUAAUAUGUAUUUCAGGUCGCUUUGUUCGUUGAAUCUGGUGAAGUAAAACAAGUUCAUGACUUCUGUGUCCUCCUUGGCUACGGAGCAGAUGCAAUUUGCCCAUAUAUGGUGUUCGAAACGUGUCACAGGUUGAGAAAUAUGGGGUUGAUCGACAAGAGUCUGACUGAUGAUGAGGUAAGUUCAUUACGGUAGUAAAAUGAGUUUUUUUACUGUAGUUGCAGUGCUACAAAUUUGAUUUUCAGGUAUUCCACGGCUACAAAGCAGGCAUCGAAAGAGGAAUCUUCAAAGUCAUGGCCAAGAUGGGGAUCUCUACCCUCCACAGUUACAAAGGCGCCCAAAUUUUUGAAAUUGUCGGCCUCGCCAAGGACGUAGUGGAAAGAUGCUUCACCAAUUCUGUUUCCCGUCUAGGAGGCGCAAACUUUGAUAUUCUGGCUCAAGAAUCCCUCAGACGACAUCGAAUGGCCUUCCCGAUCGCCUCUCAAAACAACGGAGAUCAUUACUUGUACGGUGAUAGUAAGGUUCUGGUCAGUCCCGGAGUGUAUCAUUGGCGACAUGGAGGUGAAAAACAUAUCAACGAGCCGAAUGCGGUCGCCAAACUUCAAGCCGCAACAAGAUUGAAUGACAAAAAGCUCUUUAGCGAAUAUUCUCAGGCCUCAAAUCUGGCUCAACGACUUUGCACUCUGAGAGGACAAUUGGAGGUGAAGACCAACGAAACGCUGCAAAUCCCGUUGGACGAAGUGGAACCCGCCGCGGAGAUCGUCAAAAGAUUCGUGACCGGAGCCAUGUCCUUUGGAAGUAUUUCUUGGGAAGCCCACACAACUCUGGCCAUUGCGAUGAACAGAAUUGGGGCCAAGUCGAACACCGGAGAAGGUGGAGAGAAGCCAGAAAGAUACGCAAAGAAUCAACCGGCCGAAAGGAAUAUUAGAUCCGCGAUCAAACAAGUUGCCUCGGCCAGAUUUGGUGUCAACUCCUCGUAUCUGGCCAAUGCGGAUGAACUUCAAAUCAAAAUGGCGCAAGGCGCGAAGCCAGGAGAAGGCGGAGAACUGCCAGGCCAUAAAGUCAGCAAAGACAUUGCGGCGACCAGAAAAUCAACCGCUGGGGUGGGCCUCAUCUCUCCACCGCCGCAUCACGAUAUCUACAGUAUCGAGGACUUAGCUCAAUUGAUUUAUGACCUGAAAUGCUCCAAUCCCAAAGCCAGAGUAUCGGUGAAGUUGGUGUCAGAAGCUGGAGUUGGAAUUGUCGCUGCGGGAGUCGCCAAAGGAAACGCUGAUCAUAUUACAGUGUCUGGACAUGAUGGAGGAACCGGUGCUUCAAGCUGGACAGGCAUCAAACACGCUGGACUUCCGUGGGAGCUGGGCGUCGCGGAAACUCAUCAGGUCCUCACCAUGAACAACUUGAGAUCCAGAGUGGUCCUACAAGCCGACGGACAAAUUCGGACGGGCAGGGAUGUCAUCAUCGCUGCGUUACUAGGAGCAGACGAGUUUGGAAUGUCCACAGCACCUCUGAUUGUGCUAGGAUGCAUCAUGAUGAGAAAAUGCCAUUUGAACACCUGCCCCGUGGGUGUCGCAACUCAGGAUCCAAUUUUGAGAGCGAAAUUCGCCGGCCAGCCCGAGCACGUGGUCAACUUUAUGUUCAUGGUAGCUGAGGAAGUGCGAUAUUUCUUGUCCAAGCUUGGCUUGAAGUCUCUGAGUGAGGCUGUGGGCAGAGUUGAUCUCCUCUAUGCAUCUCCAAAUCCUGUGAACAAAAAAGCAACUCAACUGGAGUUUGGACAAAUUUUGACGAACGCGAGAUUGUUGUAUCCAGAUGUGAAUAUUCGUGGAGGAUCGAUCAAACAGUUCCAUGAGAUCAACGAAUUGGAACAGAAGAUUUUGAAAAAGCUGGACGGGUUCUUCGAUGGACAAGGAGAAAACAAACGGGUUUUUAAUGACCAUAUCAGGAAUAUCGACCGUACUUUUGGAGCCAGAACGAGUUACGAGGUCUCCAUCCGCCAUGGCGAACACGGACUGCCGGAGGGCAGAGAAAUCGAAGUGAAUUUGAAGGGGCAUGCGGGACAGAGUUUCUGCGCCUUUUUGGCCAAAGGAAUCACUGUGAAAUUGGAGGGAGAUGGAAACGAUUAUGUUGGAAAAGUAAGAAAUGGAACGGGAUAUUGGAAAGUGAAACAAUCAAAAUGCUGGAAAUAGGGAGAAAUUUUAACCCGUUUAAAAAUUUUAUCAAGGAUAAGGUCAGGUUUGCGUUGAUGUGGGAAAAAAUUAAAUUAACAGUCGUUUAAUUAGGCAACACGCACAUAAAGGGUCUGUGGGAUAGUUUCCGGCAAUUGAGAAGGGUUUGAAUUUCGACAAGUAGAUUAGAGUGGAUAAGAUUUUAAAAAAAGUGUGGAAAAUUGAAUAUCCAGCACUUCCAUUUUACUGUCAACGUCUCAAAAUUAAAUUUUCAGUGCCUCUCCGGCGGGAGAAUUGUGAUCCGCCCACCGAAAACCGCGAAAUUCCCAUCAGAAGACAAUACAAUUAUCGGAAACGUCGCCCUGUAUGGAGCCACCUCCGGAAAGUGCUUCUUCCGCGGAGUUGCAGGAGAACGUUUUGCGGUCAGAAACUCGGGAGCCACCGCCGUUAUUGAGGGAGUCGGCGAUCACGGCUGCGAAUACAUGACUGGCGGAUUGGUCAUCAUCUUGAAGGACAUUGGAAGGAACUUUGCGGCCGCGAUGAGCGGUGGAAUCGCUUAUGUCUUUAAUAAGUAUGUGGAUUGAUCCGAAUGCGAAAUUUGGGGAUGGAUUGAGGCUAAUUUUGAUUUGAAAUUGCAAAAUUUAUAUUGUUUUAGAGAUGGAAAUGCAACCAACUUGAUGAACCGCGCCACCAUAGAUAUCGAUCCCCCGACAGUGGAAGAUCUGAAACAAGUGAAGGAUUUGAUUCAAGAAUUUGUCGAUGAAACUGAAUCCAAGAUCGGCCAAGACAUCCUGAACACCUGGCAUGAGUCAGCCCCAAGAUUCGUUAAGAUCUUCCCCAAGGAUUACAAACGGGUAUUAACCGAGCUGGAAAAGGAAAAAAAUGAAAAAGCGGACGCCAAGAGAGAAUCUGACAAUGCGUUGGAGGUAAGCAAGGGUUUCAAGAAGUUGUUUUUGCAUUUGUUACCUUAUUUUACAUUUUUUUAAUCUUUGGAUAUCUUUCUAGCUUUUUUUGGUAUUGUAAAAUACGUUUUUGGUUAAUCUAUGGACUUACGUAAGCUUAAAGUAGCUGGUUUUUGAAAAUUUUUUACAUGGUCCAACUUUUCUGCUAAUUUUUGCAUUUUUUUGCACUAAAAACGUACGUGAAAUUUCAAUGUGUUGGGCCAUCCGAAAUGAUAAUGAAUUCGACCAAAGUUUCCUCUAAUUCGAUUACUCGGAACUGCUUUGAAUUGUAAUUCUAUUGUGCAGAAUAUUCAGGACUCGCUGGCCCCACCGCCGCGCUCCCUUCGCGCCCUUUCAAUGGACAUGCAAAUCGCCCCCGAAGACGAGAAAUUGGACAAGAGAUCACGAAGAAAGAGAAGUGUUAGUGUUUUCUGUUUGGUUAUUACUGUAGGAAUGAGUAGAGGAGGGUGCAAAGCACUGAUCUGUGAUUCCGCUUUUCUUUUUAUCGGUUGGCUACGAAAUGAAAGCGAGAUUUCAUUAUUUUUUCAUUAAGGUUUUGUUACUAUGUAAUUUAGGGUGUCAAAUUAAGCAUAAAGUGUUUUUGUUAGUUCUACAUGACAGUAGAGAGAAUUCUGUGUCGAUUUUUUGAGAAAAAAUUGGAGAAAAAUCUGAAGAAGCGAUCUGAAAAUAAAAUUUUUCGAAAGGAUUUGUUCCAAAUUUCAUACGCAAUAUACUGCAAAAUGACGUAAAUGAACAUAAAAUCAACUCGCUUUACUUUAGAUCAUCCAACAUCGCCGUCGAAAAUACUCCAAGAGCAUGCAAACGCAAGAUUUCGCCGGAUUCGAAGGGACCGUCGAUCUUCAAGAAGCCGACGCCGAAAAUGAGGACCUCGAAUUAGACAACCAAUCAGACGAAGAUUCGGCUAGUUCCAUCGAAAACGAGAAGCCAAUGAACAAUCCGUCCGAUGAUAUUGAAAAUAUCAUCAAUAUUAUCAAAAAUAAUGAGGAAAAUCUGGACAAGACUCGCGGUUUUGUCAAAUAUCAGCGUCAAAAGAAGGUCUACCGUAACCCGGAGGAGCGUCUCAAGGACUGGAAUGAGGUGACGGACUAUCAGGCCAUCCGAUCCAACAUCCGAGAACAGGCCGCACGGUGCAUGGAUUGCGGCAUCCCAUUCUGCCAAGGAAACACAGGCUGCCCUCUUGGAAAUAUCAUCCCCAAGUGGAACGACUACGUCUUCAAGAAGAACUGGCGCCAGGCUUUGGAACAGCUCCUUCAAACCAACAACUUCCCCGAAUUCACUGGUCGCGUUUGUCCCGCACCGUGCGAGGGUGCUUGCUGUGUGGGAAUCAAUGCUCCAGCAGUCACGAUCAAGAACAUUGAGUGCGCCAUUAUUGAUUAUGCGUUCUUGCAAAAGUGGAUUACGCCUCAGGUCCCACCGGCAAGGACUGGAAAGAGAGUUGCGGUCAUUGGAAGUGGACCUUCAGGUAGGUCAAGAACAAGAUAAAAAUGUUGGUGAAACAUAUCGAUUUUUAUCAAAGGGUGUGAGGACUGGGUAGACAGUGGCGAUGUUUGAUUUUAAAUACGAUUUAGUCUGAAGUUAAGUUGCUAGAUGUUAAGCUUUACCUAUAUUCCUAAUAGUCAACUACAAUAUAAAGAGUCGAUUUUAAGGACGGUUUUGAGCGAGAAGUGGCAGAAUAACCAAGACUAUUAUAUAUAUUUUUCUCACUACUAUUCUAUAUUGUUAUAUUGCAGGUCUUGCCGCCGCCGCUCAGCUCAACAAAGUCGGUCAUGCAGUUGUUGUCUACGAACGAAAGAACCGCGUUGGUGGCCUCCUCCGUUACGGAAUCCCUCAAAUGAAACUGGACAAGUAUAUCCUAGAGCGGCGCGUCAAAUUGAUGGAAGACGAAGGCAUCCGCUUCAUAACGAACGCAGAAAUCGGCAAAGAUGUCCCUGCCCAUAUGUUGUUGAAGGAGAAUGAUGCCAUCGUUGUUUGCACGGGUUCAACCACCGCUAGAGAUCUGAAAAUCCCUGGCAGAGAAGCCAAAGGCAUUCACUUUGCUAUCGAAUACUUGCAACGAAGUCAGCAGAUUCGAGCCGGCGAUGACAUCCCAUGGGAUGGAUUGAAUGCGGAGGGAAAGAGAGUGAUCGUUUUGGGUGGAGGCGACACUGCUACUGAUUGUAUUGGAACCUCGUUGAGAUUGGUAAGGAAGAAUGAAGUUAUGUGGGAACCGAUUAGAGAAAAAUCAGAGGAAUUCAAGGGAAAAUGCGGGAUUUGGAAGAAGAAUAAUACAUUUGAUGUUAUGAAUAAGAUAAUUAGUGAUCUUUUUGUUGAUUUUGGUCAUUAGAGCACGUGAUUGGUGGUAUGAGAUAGGAAAAUGAUACGACUUGUUACAUUCAGGGGUGGUCAGCAGACCCUAUUUUUCCGAUUUUCGGCCCGCGGCCCGGCCCGUCUAAUCACCGGCCCGGCCCGUCUAGUCUUUUUCCAGGCCCGGCCCGGCCCGUGACGGGCCUGGCCCGGCCCGUGCAGGCCCGUCUAUAGAGGGUUCUGCGAACUGCGCCCAGGCUCGGGAUCUAAACUGAGGCAAAAAAGGCGUUGAUCUAGCUAGUAAAGGAUCAAUGUGAUAGUUUUGUGGUUCUAUAAUGGAACUAUAGACUUGUAAACGUGUUAGAACUUGAGAAACAGCAACUAUAACAACAUCAAUUAAUUUUCCCGGCGCGAAAACAAUGAAUGCCAACGGUUUGGCAUUGUAUUUUAGACGGGCCGGGCCGGAAAAAACCCCAGGCCCGCGGCCCGGCCCGGCCCGUGACGGGCCCGGCCCGUUUGUCAAUUUCCAUUUUUGAGGCCGGCCGGCCCGUUUGGGCCGGGCCGGCCCGCCGACCACCCCUGGUUACAUUACACAAAUUUAAUUGCAUUUUUCAGAAAGCGAAAUCCGUGAAAGCGUUCGAAAUCCUCCCUAGACCGCCAGAUGAACGUAAACCAGAAAACCCAUGGCCGCAGUGGCCAUUGAUCUUUAGAGUUGACUAUGGUCACGAUGAAGCCAAAACUCUGACUGGAGAAGACCCAAGAAUCUAUGGAAUCUCAACCAAGGUCAGUUUUUGAUGUUUUUAGACUUAAGCUGGACUGAAACAUACCGUAAUAUAAUUUUGAUCAAAUAAUUUUUACUUUUGUAGGAAUUUAUUACCAAGGAGAACGACAAAGGCGAGACCGUCCUUGCUGGCCUGAAAACUAUCAGAAUCGAAUGGGAAAAAUUGGAAAACGGCCAAUGGAAAAUGAAUGAAGUCCCGAACAGCGAAGAAAUCUUUGAAGCCGACAUGGUAAUCCUCGCCAUGGGCUUUGUGGGACCGGAGAAAGCUGUCAUCGAACAGCUGAAACUGGAACCCGAUGCAAGAAGCAACAUUAAGACCCCUCAAGACAAGUACAACACAAACACCGCCAAAGUUUUUGCGGCCGGAGACUGUCGCCGCGGCCAAUCCCUGGUGGUCUGGGCCAUCCAUGAAGGCCGACAAGCCGCCCGCCAGGUCGACCAUUACCUAAUGGGAAAAACCAAUCUGGCUGGCCCCGGAGGCAUCGUCCUAGGCCCCAAUUAG
Bursaphelenchus xylophilus (pine wood nematode) is the source of this 7894-nucleotide messenger RNA. The record is from the annotation of a GenBank genome assembly. Lineage: Eukaryota; Metazoa; Nematoda; Chromadorea; Rhabditida; Aphelenchoididae.